Molecule: messenger RNA, 2898 nt
Organism: Pollicipes pollicipes
Lineage: Eukaryota; Metazoa; Arthropoda; Thecostraca; Pollicipedomorpha; Pollicipedidae
Exons: 7
Molecular function (GO): protein binding
Source: RefSeq, a predicted model, not a curated record
GCGGUGGCCGCGCGCGCCGAGUGCCCCUGGCCGCGAGACAUGGCAGACCUGCACGGCUCGUGCGUCUGCGCUUACAACGCCGCCACCCAGCUCUCCGUGCAGUGCCAGUUCGUCGACUUCAGCCGGCUGCUGGGCGCGCUGCGGGCGGCCAUCCCCAACCAGGAGCUGGACCUGCUGUACGUGACCAAUAGCACCAUCGCCAGUUUGCCCAACAACGUGUUCGCCAACAUCCCCGUGCAGAACAUCCAGUUCUCCGACUGCGACCUGGAGGCGAUCGCCGACGGCGCGUUCUCGGGGCUCGAGUCGCGGCUGCGCAACAUCAACCUGGCCGGCAACAGCCUGACGGAGGUGCCGACCGGCGCGCUGCAGAAGCUGAAGCGACUGCAGUUGGUCGACCUCUCCAAGAACCGCAUCACGCUGGUGCCCGACGACGCGUUCAAGACGCUGUCGCUGCAGACGCUCAAGCUGGCCGACAACAACCUGACGGUGAGCGCCGACGCCUUCAGCGGCCUCGAGAAGACGCUCAAAAACCUCAAUCUGAAGGGCACGGGCCUGCGGACGCUGCCGGACGGCAUCGAGCGCCUCUCCAGCCUGGCCUUCCUCGACCUGGCACAGAACAGCAUCACGCAGCUGCCGCCGCGCGCCUUCGCCGGCCUCGAGUCGCUGACGGCGCUCAACCUGGAGCGCAACCUCAUCCAGGUGCUGGACGGCACCGUGUUCGAGGGCGUCAACAACACGCUCAGCUCUCUCAGUUUGCUCAACAACCUGAUCGCCGACUUCCCGACCGAGGCCAUGGCCAUCAUGGGCCGGCUGCGGGUGCUCGACAUCGGCUUCAACCUGCUGACGCAGCUGCCGAAAGACUGCCUGCUGGCGAUGCGGUCGCUGACGCUGCUGGCACUGGACGGCAACCCGCUGUCUACGCUGCCCGAGGCGGCGUUCGAUCACCUACGCGCCACACUGCGCGGCCUCAGCCUGGGCGGCCGCUUCCUGACCUGCGACUGUCGCAUCCGCUGGAUCGCCCGCUGGAUCCGCGACACCGACCUGCAGGUCACCAGCAGGGAGCGCAACCCGCAGUUCUGCGGCAGUCCGCCCGAGUUCCGCGACCGCACCUUCUACCAGCUGAACGCCGAGGAGUUCGUCCUCAUCUUCAAACCAGAGACGUUCGCCGGCGCCGGCGGCGCCGCGUCGCGCAGCAGCCCGUUCGGCGAGGAGGUGCGCGUGCAGGACGCGUACCGUCGCGGCAGCGCCGUCGUCAUCCAGUGGGAGUCGGACGUGCCCAACAUCCUCGGCUUCCGCGUGGUGUACCGCCUGUUCGGCGACGACAUGUUCAAGCAGGGUCCGCCGCUGGCGCCCUCCGAGAAGGAGUUCAAAAUCAAGAACGUGCCCAGCCAGGAGUGCAUCGUGGUGUGCGUGGUGUCGCUGGAGGACAUCGACAUCUCGCCGGAGACGGUGCCGCCGCGCCAGUGCCGCGAGAUCCGCACCGACGCCGCCGCGCCCACGCACAUGGACACAUUCGUGAUCGCGGCCAGCGCCGCCAUCUGCGGCACCAUCAUCAUAGCCGUGGUCGUGUUCGUCUGCUGCAACCGACGGCGCGCCGCCGACCGCAAGCAGCCGCUGCCGAGCGUGCUGCCGGCCACGCCGGCGCCACCGCUGGCCAGCAUGGGCACGCUGCGAGGCGCCAAGGACUGGGACCAGCUCUCCAUGUACAGCCACCGCAGCAUCCCACGCGCCCGCAUGUACCACAUGGACAGCAAGGGCGGCGCCGGCAGGGACGCCUUCUUGGCCGACGAGGUGCGCUCGCAGGCGUCGCGCGCCUCCUGGCGACGCCGCAGUCUGGCCGACGGCCAAUCGCUGCGCAGCUACUCGGCCAUGUCGGGUCACUUCCCGGCGCACAGCGGCGGCGGCGCCGGCGGCCCGGGCCUGGCGCUGCCCCGACCAGGUUCGGCCAGCUCGUCGCGGAGUUUGUGGCAGGAUGCCUUACUUAGUGACCUGUGCGGGCCGCAGCAUGACAUACCCCUUCGGCGGCCGUCGGCGUCGCGCGACCGCUCCGCCUCGCGGCUCUCCAGCCACUUCACCGACGACACGGACGGCUGGACCGACCACGACAUGGACAUCUACAUGGCGGCCAACGCGACGGCGCGCGGCAGCAGCCUGGUGCAGCUGUGAACGGCGUCGGCCGCGGGCGCCGGUUCGGCCCCAGCACUAGUCGCCGGUGACAUCAGCGGAUGACGUCAUCCGCUGACGUCAGCAGCCGCCGGCGCCGACCGGUGGGGCGCUCGGAAGCUCAUGACACGGCGGGGUCGCGAGCGCACCGUCGCCGGCCCCGAGCCAAUAGAUGACGGCCGGCGCGCCCGACGGUGACGUCACGGACUCACCCCUAACUCACCAAUAUGCAUCUCGCCCCGGUGAUCCACAAACAGAGGGCAGCGAGCCCCGCGAUUCAUCAGUAUACAACGAGCAGCCAUACCUGCACCAGGACAGUAGCUACGCAGAGGCGGCCGGGCGGGAAGAGCCCGCACCGCGUCAGGCGUCAGUAAACGGCGCGCGAGCGGCGUACUUAGCUCGGUGGGUGGACGGUUGUUGAUAGCGCGCGUACAAUGAGUGCUGCUGCUGAGCGUGUGACAGGGCGUCUGUCGCAAGUGAAACUGCCGCCGCGAACUGAGCGCCCGCGGAGGGCGGGUCCGCCACCUCCAGGUGCGCGCGCCGGGGGCACUGGGCACGUGCUGCCGCCCACCCCUGUGAUGUGAUCCGUGUGUGUGCGUGUGUGUGUGCGUGUCUGUACUGCUGUCGGCGGGGAGCCGUCCGGCUCACACCGCCGGCCCUCCUCACGGACCGUGCCGCCCAGCUCGUCAACGGACGACCCCAGCGCUCAUACCAUGUCUCAAUAUAUGCUCGAGA